ACAACAGCAAGAAAAGCAGCAACACAAUGCCCAAAUGCGAUGUGAAAACCCGUUACAUUCCGGCGACUUUCGCAUGGAUUGUGCUGCUACUUACGACAUUUCUCUUUUUCUUUUAUCCCUGCCAAUACUAUGUAAAGAGUCAUCCAUGGGUGCUGGCCUAUCAGGGCGUCAUCACGUUCUUUGUGCUGGCAAACUUUACGUUGGCCACAUUUAUGGAUCCGGGCAUUAUACCCAAAGCCUCGCCCGACGAAGACUGCGAGGAGGAGUUCCGCGCACCGCUCUACAAGAAUGCCGAGAUAAACGGCAUUACGGUUAAAAUGAAAUGGUGCGUUACAUGCAAGUUUUAUCGCCCGCCCCGCUGCUCCCACUGCUCAGUGUGCAAUCACUGCAUAGAGACAUUCGAUCAUCACUGUCCCUGGGUAAACAAUUGCAUUGGCAGGCGCAAUUAUAGGUUCUUCUUCUUCUUUCUCGUAUCACUCUCCAUCCACAUGCUGAGCAUCUUCUCGCUUUGCCUGUUCUACGUGCUCAAAAUCAUGCCCAACAUUAAACAGACGGCGCCCAUUGUCGCCAUGAUACUGAUGGGCCUUGUCACUGUACUGGCGAUACCGAUAUUCGGUUUAACGGGCUUCCACAUGGUGCUGGUAUCGCGGGGUCGCACCACCAACGAACAGGUGACUGGCAAGUUCAAGGGCGGCUACAAUCCGUUCUCGCGCGGCUGUUGGCACAACUGCUGUUACACUCAGUUUGGACCACAGUAUCCCAGUCUUCUGAAGCCGAAGAAGUACGCAUCGCGACGAUCUCAGACGCAAAAUCAAGCAAUAAGCACUAUAUGCAACGAUCGGACCAAUCAACAGACCAAUACCGGUAGCGGUAGCGGAGCCGGAGCCGGUGGCAAUGGCAGUACAGCCGGCGGCGUCGGCAGUGGAAUGCGCGGCACCUCGGUACAAUAUUCACCCCGCUCCUACUACGAGUCGAGUCGGGAGAAGCGUGGAAUUCAGGUAAAGACUUAUAUGGCCGAGGGCAAUGGUUAUAAUCAGCGGUCGGGCAGCACAACGCUUUAUAGUAAGCUGUCGCCGGGACGGGAGUGCUCCGAUACGGACCUUGAGCCGCCGCCUGCCUCACAGAGUCAAGACUGCGAGCCGACUCCGCCGCUGCAACGGCACAACUCGACCAACUUCUACCUGCCUCAGGUGAGCGACACCGCGCCCGGCAUCAAUAUGAGCACCAUGAACAAUGGCAAUAUUGCUAGUGGCGCAGGUGGUGUCCCCAACUCAUCGCAGACUGGCGGCGGUGGCGACUCACCGCGUCACCUGCGCAUCUAUCAUCCACGUCACAGUCCGCACGCGCGAACCAGGGGCCUGGAUCCGCAGCGCGGCUACACGAGCGAUGCGCUCUCGCCGGACCAACCGGGCGGUGGCUAUGUCGUUAAUGGUCAGCAGGGCAUAUCAGUAGCACAAAGCCAGCGCGGUGGUACCACAACAGCCACGCCUACCAUGCAACAACGAAUCAAGCCACUGGGCGUGGCCACGCCACUCGUCAUCGCCAGUCCAGUGAGAAGAUCCAAUCCGGGUACACCCACGCAGCCGCGACGUCCCGACUUUAUAGGCCUGAAUGCGCAGGCGGCACAGCAGCAACAACAACAACAGCAGCAGCAGCACCAGCAGCAGGCGGCUGCAGCGGCAGCUGCCUACUAUGAGUACACCAGCGGCCUGCCGCCGCAGCAUCCGCAGGCGCCAACGAUUCAACAUCAGCAACAGCUGUUGCUACAACAACAGCGUGUUAUGCUACAGCAUCAGCAACAGCAGCAGCAACAAGCGCUGCAGCAGCAGCAGCAAUCGCUAGCGCAGGCUGCCUAUGGCGGCAGCCCACAGCGUCGCUUUCUGUCUGAGGGCGAGCUGGUGCGACAGGGCGCUGGCGGGGAACUCUCCUAUGCGCGUUCCAACAACACGGUGGACAACAUACGCGAACUGGCUGGCAGUCCGCAGCGCGGCGUCUACAUGUGGAAGGACACCUCGCCCGGCUUUGGUGGUGGCGGCGGCCCGGCUGCUGCCAGUAUUGGCAGCAGUGCUGGCACACUGCCAAACAGCAGUAAUACGGCUGGCAUUAUGCAGCAUGCCCAGUACAUAACAGCCGGCGGUAGCACUCAUCCACUCAUCAUGACCCACUCACGGCUGCAGGACUAUGCCAACCAACAGCAACAGCAGCAGCAGCAGCAGCAGCAACAACAACAACAAGCAGCUGUUGCAGCCGCUGCUGCAGCGGCAGCAGCUGCCUCAUAUCAUCGCUCCAAUCCCACAAGCCCUACAACCAUGCCGCAAACAUCCGCUGCACAAAGCUACAUUCUGCGCUAUGGCGGCGGCGGUGGCGGCGGCGGUGGUGGUGGUGGUGGUGGUGGUGGUGUUGGUGCAGCUGCAGCUUCGGGUAGCAGCGGUAGCAUUGCCAAUGUGCCAGCUUCCAGCAAUGCCAGUUCCGGAUCUGGCGGCUAUCAGCCGCAGCUGCGCGGUGGCGUUCCAGUUUUUCCGCCAAAUCCGCUGGCCGGUAUUAAUGUGAGCAACGCAUCUAGUGCGCUUCAGCCGCAGCCAUCUCCGCAGAUCAAGCGUAAGCAGACGCCGACGAGGCCAAUGAGCUUUGUGCGCGCCCUGGAAAUGACCGACUCCAUGGAGAUGCAGACACUUGAGCAGCAACAAGCGGCAGUGGCGGCUGCAACCAUGGCGCGCAACAAUGGCGGUCUGCCCAGCGGCGUACCAACGAGCCUGGCACAACAGAAUGCGGCAGCUGCAGCCGCGGCCGCAGCUGUGGGACGUAAUGCGGCAGCGGCGGCAGCUGCGGCUGCGGCAAAUGCCAGUGGCACACCGGAUCGCGCGAGCAUCUACGAUAUGAACUACGAGAUCUCCGUAUAACCCGUGGUUGUGCCCGUCGUCGUAAUGCCACCCGCCUCAGCAACAGCAGCCAGCAGUGCAGUCGCCACGGCAACGGCGACGGCCGCCUUCUACGCGCAGCAACAACAACUGCAACGCGCCAUAUUAAGCAAUGGGGCAGAGCCGGCGGCGUACGCUUCGGUGCCCAUACCCAUGCCCGUGUCCGUGCUGGUCGCCAAGCACAGCAACGGGAGCAACCAGAGCCACCUCAACAUCAGCAAGACGCCAAACAAGCGCAAGUUCUCCACGUUCUUCUGAAGCUUCAGUCAGACAUAUAGCUAGAUAUAUACAUAUAUAUAUAUAUAUAUAUAUGUAUAUAUAUAUGUGUGUGUUUAUAUUUAUACACACGUAUUGGGAUAUCGCUUAGCAGCUCGGUUUUGCUCUUUUAUUUUUUUUACUUUUAACGUUUUGUUUUAUUUUUAUUCGGAUAUGAUUUUUUUUUAAUUAUUAUUUAUUCAUCUGUUUUUUUUUUAAUAGUUUAAAUAAGAAUUUUAAAGUUGAUAACACACUUCGGAAGAACUGUAAAUAGAGAAAACUAUUUUUAAGCGUUUAUUUUGUACGCGCUUUUAGUCUCCUACGCAUAAGACACGGCAAUUCUUAGUGUUUUCAUACUGUCGAAAUACCAUGAAAAACGAAACUUGGUAAACUUCAAUUGAAUUAAGAUACGACUCGGCACGCUUACAAUCGAGCAAAUACGAUUUUAGUUUAUCAAAUUGUUCACGAAAGUAUAUAUCUACUAUAUACGUUCGCAUAUAUUUAUAUAUAUAUACGUAUACAUAAAGAUAUAUAAAUAUUUGCAUUGCAAUCAAUUUGAAUAUAUAUUGACAGUCAGGUCAGAAAUAAAUUGUGGAGCUCGAUUAAGAGUUUGAUUACGAGUUUAAGUAGCUAUCUACAUAAUACCAUGUACUACUACUAUUGCAACUACACCUAAUGGAAAACGCCAAAAUUUGUAACCGAGUAUCGAAGAUAACUUAAUAUAUCUAUAUGCAUGUGCGAGUGUGCGAGUGUGCGAGUGUGCGUGUGUGUGACAAAGAGAGAGAGAGUGUGUGAGUUUAUGGGUGCAUGCGUUAUAUAUACAUGAACAUAUGUAUAUAGAGGUCGCUCGAAAAGUGACAAUCUUUCGGUUCCACAGCUCCUUUAAAAUACUUUAUUAAUUUAUUAAUAAUUGCAUUAAAUUAUAUGCCAAACACAAGACAAUUCCAAUUUACGAGCGACCCCUGCAAUAGUAUACAUAUGUGUAUAUAUAAUAUUUUGCAUUAGCUAAGUACGUGUAAAUUUUGCCAUAUAUAUGUAUGCUUGUAUGCGUAUAUAGGGAUGACAUAUAUGGUACAUAUAUAACUCAUGUAUGGGUAUUCGGUAAAAAUGGCGCUUCGAAAUUUAAACAGCUACCAAAAGGCCAGCAAGUCAAGUUGAAUCGAUCAGAAAAAAAAAAAAAAAACAAAAAAAUAGAGAGAGAUUUAUGUUGACCUGUGUUGUGUCUCUAAUAACGUCCACUUCUAAUUGUAUGAAUUUUGUACAUAAGUGUGUAUAUUUAUGUAUGUGUAAUGUGUAUUAUGUAUUUUAUGUUGAGGCCAAAUUGUUAUUUUGUUGUUCUUGUUGUUGUUGAUGCUAACUAGCCAUGUACAUACAAACAGAGACAACAGAGUAACAAAGUUUGGCCCGUGCUUAUGUAUAUUUAUAACUUUGUUGUUAUGUUUUUAAGUCCAAUUAGUGUUUAUUUUGUGCUCUGCCGCUUGUUAAUAAUCAAUCAAUCAAUCAUUUUGAAUGACUCUCCACACAAUCAAAACGCAAUCACAUUGAAGAAGGGCUUCUCGUCAUUGCUGGUCCAGUCCCUGCCCAGUUUAGCGAAAUAGAAUUGAAUUGAAAUCGAUUUGAACCCGAAUUGCUGUUAGUUUCGCAAGGAAGUUAACAAUACAAAAUGCAACAAAUAAAUAGAAUUAAUGUUUGUAAUAAAGCUAGCUAUAUUUAA
Messenger RNA from Drosophila virilis, 4887 nucleotides. It is a transcript of the gene Zdhhc8, whose product is annotated as zinc finger DHHC-type containing 8. NCBI's taxonomy places the organism in Eukaryota, Metazoa, Arthropoda, Insecta, Diptera, Drosophilidae. The record is from RefSeq and is a predicted model, not a curated record. Gene Ontology annotation, biological process: protein palmitoylation. Gene Ontology annotation, molecular function: palmitoyltransferase activity.